Messenger RNA from Chaetura pelagica (chimney swift), 1343 nucleotides. RefSeq names its product neurotensin receptor 1 (high affinity) (gene NTSR1). Gene Ontology annotation, cellular component: plasma membrane. Gene Ontology annotation, molecular function: G protein-coupled neurotensin receptor activity. The record is from RefSeq and is a predicted model, not a curated record. Gene Ontology annotation, biological process: neuropeptide signaling pathway. The transcript is spliced from 4 exons. Lineage: Eukaryota; Metazoa; Chordata; Aves; Apodiformes; Apodidae. The coding region runs from base 4 to 1203 and encodes 399 amino acids.
GGGAUGCAGCCCAACGGCACGAGCCCCGCGCUGCCGGGGGGCUCCCUGCACCCCCACCCCAACGGCUCCAACCGCUCCGACCUGCUCUCCAAAGGGCCCGACGAGGAGGACCUGGACGUCAACACCGACAUCUACUCCAAAGUGAUGGUGACCGUCAUCUACCUGGCUCUCUUCUUGGUGGGCACCGUGGGCAACUCCAUCACUGCCUACACGCUGGUGCGCAAGAAGUCGCUGCAGAACCUGCAGAGCACCGUGCACUACCACCUGGCCAGCCUCGCCUUCUCCGACCUCCUCAUCUUCCUCCUCUGCAUGCCCAUCGAGCUCUACAACUUCAUCUGGGUCCAUCACCCCUGGGCUUUCGGGGGGGCGGUCUGCAAGGGCUACUACUUCCUCCGGGACGCCUGCACCUACGCCACGGCGCUCAACAUCGCCAGCCUGAGCGUGGAGCGCUACAUGGCCAUCUGCCACCCCUUUAAAGCCAAGAGCAUCAUGUCCCGCAGCCGCACCAAGAAGUUCAUCAGCUGCAUCUGGGUCGCCUCCUUCCUCCUCGCCAUCCCCAUGAUCUUCACCAUGGGGGAGAUCUACGGCAAGGACCAGGAUCCCGACUCCCUCAUCUGCACCACCAUCGUGGACGCCUCGACGUUGAAGACCGUGAUCCAGGUCAACACUUUCAUCUCCUUCGUGUUCCCCAUGGUCGUCAUUUCUGUGCUCAACACCAUCAUCGCCAACCAGCUCAUGGUCAUGUUCAAGCAGGCUGCCCAGGACAACCAGGUGUGCACCAUUGGUGGGCAGCAGACCAUGCUCAGCAUGUCCAUGGAGCCCAGCCGCGUCCAGGCCCUGAAACACGGCGUCAGGGUCCUACGUGCUGUGGUGAUUGCCUUCGUGGUCUGCUGGCUCCCUUACCACAUACGGCGCCUCAUGUUCUGCUACGUCCCCUCCAGCCACUGGACAGAUUUCCUUUUCAACUUCUACCACUACUUCUACAUGCUGACAAACGUCCUCUUCUACGUCAGUUCAGCAAUCAACCCCAUCCUCUACAACCUGGUGUCUGCAAACUUCCGACAGAUCUUCCUCUCGACGCUCACAAUCCUGUGCCUGCCAUGGAGGAAGAAGAAGAAACGACUGGCCUUCACCAGGAAAUCCAACAGCAUCUCCAGCAACCACACAUUUUCCAGCCAGGUCACAAGGGAAACUACUUACUGAAGCCAAAGGAGGAAGGGAAUUGCAAGAUUCAUCAUGGAGUCGAAGCCUGUGAGAGGCCUCUGUGACUUUCAUGCAUGGUCUCCAAACCCACGUGACACAAAUGUGUUUAGCAAAGUCAUUGUUGUUGGAAAAAUAGGCUU